This is a messenger RNA of Clupea harengus (Atlantic herring), 5847 nucleotides long. RefSeq names its product transmembrane protein 132D. The record is from RefSeq and is a predicted model, not a curated record. Lineage: Eukaryota; Metazoa; Chordata; Actinopteri; Clupeiformes; Clupeidae.
CCAACCGACGUGAAAAAAAAACGAUAUCCCAAAUGGAUGCGUCUUAUUCUGAAUUUAUCCACUAAAGCCCUGACCUCUGGUGUAUUUCAUUUGCUGCCAGCUGUGCCCUCUUGGCGAUUACGCAUGAGACGCUCUGCUAAUCGCCCGGACUUGGAUGGGUUGUGUUGAUUCACUGUCACUGUCCUCUCAAGUCCACACGCCACGAGUUCUGUGUUGCCACUGUCCAGUUCUGUGCGCGCUACAGCCACGUAACCUUUUAGACCAGGAUCAGACACCAUUGGAGCGCGCGCGUGGACCUUGGACUUCUUUCCAACUUCAUAUAGGAUAUGCAGCUGUUAUUUACAGGGGAGAGAACACUGAACAUGUGGAACUGAGAAAAGAGGAACUGUUUAUUUUUUGUGUUGGUUUGUUUUUGCUGCGGAAACAUCUUUCGUGUUGUUGUUGACAUCACCUACCACUGAGUUCAUACAAAAUAUAAAGCCCAUCAUUAAGAUCUCGGUUGUCAUUACAGCUGGUUUUUUUUCAGAAAGUUGUGCUCCGUGUUUACUUUCUUGGAUGAGUUUAUUUCGCGCUCCAGCGCGAAUCUAAGAGCUCCUCAGUAUAUGGGUAUCCCGUGAGUGCAUUUCUUUUUUGGAUGUGGAAGGUUGUGAAGAUGGUCAUGUUUUUCUUUUGGAGUUUGUUGCUGACACUGACCGCGCUGUCUUUGCCAACUCACACUGAAGUCGUGAAAGUGGAGGAGCUGCCAGAUGACCCGAGGAGCUUCCUCCCGAUCCCCGUCUACCCAUCUGUGAAGUAUCAGAUCCUCAACGCGGAGCCCCUCUUGCUGAGAGAUGCCGGCCGGGACCUGAUAGGCAAUGCCAGCCUGCAGGCCCAGAGGCAGACCUUCAUGCUCAGCAGUGUCAGUGGGCAGCAGCCACCGCCGUCCAUCAACGCCAGCUACGGGCUCAUGUCCGUGGAGAGGGCCAUCCCCCAGGAGCUUCUCCAGACCGGACCCAGGAUUCGGGCCUUCAUCCUGGCCAAGCAGGUCCGCUCCUCGGCCCCCAUUAUGAGGGUGCUGUUCCAUUCCGCCCGGAGCGAGAGCAAUCCCCGGAAUGCUAGCGUGGGUGAAACGGGUCCCAAGGGUGCAGCAGGGAAGGGCGGGUAUAUUUGCGUGAUGACCUAUGCCUUCUGGGAGACGAGGGAGGUGAGGGGAGCCUGCUCCCUCCCCGCCGAAGGAGGCUCCUGCCUGGCCCGGCUCAAGCCUGAGCCCACCUGGUUCGGCCUGGGGAGCGGGAGGUCCAGCCAGGAGAAUCAGAGCGAGGGCAAGGGGAACACGGUGGAGCUGUACUACCAGAGUCGGCCAAGCCCCACCAGCCAGUGCUCGCCUCAGGACGGCCAGGCCCGCAGGGGGCAGCUGGGGCAGGCGGCGCCCAGGUACAGGGUAAGCGGGCCUCGGAUGAAGAGCAUUGGCAGCCUGACGCUCCUGCGCUCCCCCCCGGGGAAUCCCACCUUCAUGAGGGUGAGGCUGGGAGGCACCGUGGUGAUCCAGACCUCCUCCAAGCCUGUGAAGACCACAGACACGGCCACCUUCUACGUGUUCCUGCCCAGUGCCUCACCUGUGGAGCGCUUCAUUCUCAGGACCACAGUGAAAAAAGGUCUGUCCUUCAGCGCAGCACGCCCCAGUGACCCCGGCCUGUGGGACAUCACUCUGGAGCCAGCCAAGGCGGGGGAUGAGCCGCAGCCCCUUUAUGUGGUUUGCCAGAAAAAGAGUACCCUGUCUGGGAAAAGGGGACUACUGGAGGUCCUGCAGCUGGAUUUUGAGGCCGAAGAAUUCAGUGACCAAUCAGAGGGCCAGCUGAUCACAUGGCGUCUGGAGUUGCCUGGCAACAUAAAGGAUGAGGGAAGCAUGAGAAUUUACACCACGCAGAAGGACUUCAUUGGCCUGGCUCCACUCAUCAUGGAUACUGAGCUCCUGAACACAGCCAUCUUGACGGGGAGGAGGGUGUCCGUUCCGAUAGCCAUACUGGCAGUGGAGGCAGAUGGCUCAGUCACAGACAUCACCAACUCCACCAGCUGCCUGUCAACAGACACAGACAUCCUCAAGGUGUCCAAGCGCUGCGAUUUUGUGUACAUGGAUGGGAAGGAGACCGGCGGGCGCGUGCGGAUGCUGGUGAACUUCACCUACAGCUACCUGAGCGCCCAGCUGGAGGUGAGCGUGUGGAUGCCCCGCCUGCCCCUGCGCAUCGAGCUCUCCGACACUGAGCUCAGCCAGAUCAAGGGCUGGAGGGUGCCCGUCUCUGCCAUCAACCAGAGGAAGUCCAGUUGGGACAGCGAGGAAGAGGAGGACCGGAAGGGCCGUGGCUGCAUGCUGCAGUACCAGCAUGCGCUGGUCCGUGUGCUAACGCCCUUCCUGGCUGACGCCGAUGACCCGGCAGGGGGGACCGCGGCCAGCCUGCCCGCCUACUUCCUGGGGCCGGAGUGGCAGGUGGACGUGACGCGCCUGGUGCAGGACUCCAUGCGUGUGGGCGACCCCUCGGUGGCUCGGCUCCAGAGUGACACUGUGCUGGCUGGAAGAGCUGUAGGAGUCACCAGUGUACAGGUGAUGUCUCCCCUGUCGGACUUGGUGCUGGCUGAGAGGGUGGUGCGGGUUCUGGAUGAUAAAGUGUCCAUCACAGAGCUGGGGGUGCAGCUGGUCUCUGGCCUCGCCCUCAACCUGCAGCUCAGCCCUGGGAGCAACAGGGCCAUCGUCGCCACGGCUACCACACAGGAACUCAUGCAGAGCCUCAAACAGGAAGCUCUCAUCAGCCCUUGGGUGCAGUUCAGCGAUGGCUCCUUGACCUCUCUCGACCUCUACGAUCCAAGUGGCUACACCCUGAGCGCGAGCUCUAUUGAUGAGAGCGUGGUGUCCGUGCAAAGGGGCCCCCACCCACAACUGUCAGCUGUUGCGGAGGGCGACGGUCAGGGGUCGCUGCUGAGGGUCGAGCUGGGCAUCUGCGAGGCUUGUCAGAAGUCCAAGCGCAAGAGCAAGCUGGCGGUGGGCAGCGGUGCCGUCAGGGUGACGCUCCUGCCCAUCCUGGCAGCCCCCGAAGAGGGCGGCGAGGCCACGGGCAGGAUGGAAAGUGGGGCAGGAGGAGUGGCGGCUCAAGACCGUGGCGGCAAUGCCAAGGCGCCCAAGGGAGAGAUUAAGCAGGCACUUACCUCCCCAAGGGCCGUCCCCCUGGAUAUCUACACCCAGGCCGUCCUGCAGGACUCCAGGGCCAGGGAGCGCAGCACCACCUCCCCCCUCCAGGAGGCCCUGGGGAUGGGGGUCAUGUCCACCGCUCAGACCAUCCGCUCCACCAAGGAGGCCACCACCAGCAAGCCGCCUAGCAACCGCGCGGUGCCCACGGCAGGGCGAGGCAACACCGAGAAGAAAGAGAUGGGAAACCUGCUGAUGAACUCCAUCUCUCAUUUUGGUCCUGAAGGACCAUCUCCGCUCGAUUUGUUUAGGAAGAAUGUGCCCAAGGCUGUGGUGCCCAAGGAGGAGGUUUUUACCGAGGAGCCUCCGCUUAUGGAGAGUGACCUGGUGCGUGCGUUUGGUGUUGCCUUCAGUGAUCUGGAAAUAUGCAUCUAUGCGCUGGUGGGCGUCUCCUGCCUGGCAAUCCUGGGUUUCCUGCUCAACUGCGCCACCUACAGCCUGAGGUCACACAGCAAGAAGACCCCCGUCCAACCCCAAGACCCGCGUGAGCACCGACACCACUGGGUGAGGCUCAGCACGACCUCGGAGCAGGGCAGGCCGCCCCCACCACCCAUGCAGGCCUGCCAGAACCACCCGGAGCCUCACCACCUUCCCAUGGAGGCGCCCAGCAUGCCCCCGUCCGAGGAGAGGACUGCCACCCUGGGCCGCAGGAGCAGCUCCCAGCCCUGCAGGACUGACUCCAUGCCAAGAAGGUCGGCCACUCUCCUGGCCAGGCCGGUGCGCACCGAGCCCUUGCACUCGCCCACCAGUAAGAGGAACCAGGUCCAGUUCACCACCUUCACUACGCUAGAUAUCAAACACCUGGCAGCGCUGAAGAGGAACGGUCUGGAGGUCAGCUGGGCCGUGCCGGUCUCCAACUAUGGCGAGCCGAACGGGGUGCCCCUUCCUGACAUCCCAUACCCCGCUGUCAUACCUCAUGUCCAGGCAUAGAGGAGAUCUAAGGGCUUUUUGUCUCUUUGUGUGUGUAUGUGUUUGAAGGCACGGGACUAUCAGAAAUGGAGGUAGUGAUCACUGUCUGUUAUUGAGUGUAUUGAAUGCAUUGGUUUCUUAAUGUUUUUGUGGGUCUGAAGUCUGAAUGAAGCAAUGUUGUUUUGUUUUUUACGUGGGAGCCUAAACAUUGAAACUUUGUGUAUUUGACAGUAUUACAGAAGUCUUCAUAAUACCUCAAGGGCCCCUUAUCUCUCGCUGUGUGUGUGUGUGUGUGUGUGUGUGUGUGUGUGUGUGUGUGUGUGUGAGUGUGUGUGUACAUGUCUGUUAAACUCUACACUCAUCUAUGCAAAGUGUGUUCCAUCACUAAUGAAGUCACAGCAAGUGACAGGCAAGCAGCCGCUGGAGAGUAAGCGUUGGACUGUAAAUACAUAAUUUUACAAAGUUCCAAAUGUUUUCACCGCACAAUUUUAUAUAUGUGUUUAUUUCAGAUUUUGUAAAUUUGUAUGCUUCUCAGAAGUAACCCUAAACCUUAGAGUGUAUAAUGAGAGAAAAAGAGAUUAUUCAUAUAUACAGUAUGUAUAUGCUUGUUACGAAAGUAUCCUUGCAUGUUUCUGUCAAUAUAGGUACAUAUAAUGUAAAUAAAAAUGAAUUGAAAUGUACGUGUAAAUGUUGAUAAGAUAAGUUGAUAAUAUUAAUAUUCUGUGCAUAUUUUUCACCUUUUGUAAAAUGAUGUCCCUUCUUGUAGCUAAAUCACCAAGGAAACAAAGAAAACGUCAUAAAAAUGUUUCAAAAGAAAGUUUUGAAUGCUUGAGAUGUGGCAUUUCUCUCACCACAGGAGUUCUCAUGCUGUAUGGAAAUGAGAGAGCUUCCCGGCUGUGGGUAGACAGUCACUGUGUGUUAUUUUUUUAUUAUAAUGGAGGAAGGAAGAGGAUGGUGACUAAUCAGCCCCUGUACGAAUAAACAAACAGAGCCGCGCCCUCACAGUCCCUGCCUGAACCAAUAAACCUGUAAGACAACUUCAUCUUGCCAUGUGGUCUUUUUUAGUAUUCCAAAAGGUCAGGAGAUGCAUCUGUCAAGCUGGGAUCACAGGUCUGCAUCUUAACUGUUCCCACUCUUCUUCCUCCAUUCACUUCAGCCACCAGUAUGUUUCAUGCUGGAAUAACUUCACUGUACCAACAUUUUGAUCAAAGCAACUACGACAGUUUUUACUUAUUCAGUUUACCAAUAAUCUUAAUUUUAAAGUGUCGAUCUGCAGGAUCUGAAAUCUUAAAGCUGCACUGUAAUAUUUUCUCUCCAGCGAUUUCAACCAGUACCAGCACUGAGGUUCACAGAUUGAAGCCCUGGCUUCGCGAGCCCUUAUCUGGGCUGUGAGCUCGUCGGGGACCCACUUGUCAGUCAGUUCCAUUCAGACAACCGUAGACGAGAGAGGGGGAAAUCACCACAGCGCGCCCUUCCCCGAUAGCAGCCACGCCGGAGCCGAAAUGGCCGCCUGUGCCUCUGCCUCCCCCGAGCGCGAGGCCUAGAUAGAUCUCUCCCAGACAGAGCGGCAACGGCAGCCUGUCUUUAAAUUGCCUCAGAGCAUAAAAUAUAGAGAGGAGGAGAGAGACACAGAUAGAGAGAGAGAGAGAAAUGCUAGCAGCUACCCAGAUAAUCUGAUGUCUUGAGCCUGAAAAGUGGCAGUGAUGGAUUCAAAGCAAAAA